Messenger RNA from Electrophorus electricus (electric eel), 1479 nucleotides. RefSeq names its product myosin, light chain 9b, regulatory (gene myl9b). NCBI's taxonomy places the organism in Eukaryota, Metazoa, Chordata, Actinopteri, Gymnotiformes, Gymnotidae. Gene Ontology annotation, molecular function: calcium ion binding. The record is from RefSeq and is a predicted model, not a curated record.
UAAACUGAUGGUUUAAACAAACUUUUGUAGAGAGUGCGUGCCUGCUUCCCUCCCUCUGCACCACAGACAUCUCUCAAAGCCUAGUGGGAAAAUCACCUGAAGACAAGGUCCAGCCAGGCGUCACCAUGUCCAGCAAGCGAGCCAAGGGGAAAACCACCAAGAAGAGGCCCCAGAGAGCCACCUCAAACGUGUUUGCCAUGUUCGACCAGUCACAGAUCCAGGAAUUCAAGGAGGCUUUCAACAUGAUCGACCAGAAUAGGGAUGGAUUCAUUGACAAGGAGGAUCUGCAUGACAUGUUGGCCUCCUUGGGUAAAAACCCAUCAGAUGAUUACUUAGAGGGUAUGAUGAGCGAGGCCCCUGGUCCCAUCAACUUCACCAUGUUCCUCACCAUGUUCGGCGAGCGGCUGAACGGAACCGACCCUGAGGACGUGAUCAGGAACGCCUUCGCCUGCUUCGACGAGGAGGGUUCCGGCGUCAUUCAUGAGGAUCACCUGCGGGAGCUGCUGACCACUAUGGGGGAUCGCUUUACUGACGAAGAGGUGGAUGAGCUCUUCAGGGAGGCUCCUAUCGACAAGAAAGGGAACUUCAACUACGCCGAGUUCACUCGUAUCCUCAAACACGGGGCCAAGGACAAGGAUGAUAUCUAAGCCCUUAGUCUCAGGGUUGGCUGCAGAAUAGUGUGUAUAUAAGCAGGAAGGGGACAAAUGAAGAAUUAUUGUCAUCAUCCACCCUGAUAAUGAUAAAAUAAGUACAAAUAAGACAUUAAUUUAGAUUCAGUUGUUACAAGGGCAUGUGUGUGUCUAAAUAUUCUUGUCUGUUAAAAGAAUUCUGUAAUCCAUAGGCUUGUUUUUCUGUAUGGACACUACAUUUCUAUGGAGUUAUUUGCAAAAUAAUUAAAGAAUUUAUAUAUCAUAAAGAAGUAAUGUCAGCAAAAUACAAAACCCUUGUUACAUUUAACACUGUCCAGUGAGAAUUCAUUUAUAAGAAAUAUGAGAUUGACUGGGGUACUUUUGCAGCUCAGAGGAAAAUGUAACCUCAUUUUUAUGUUGAGAAGAAACUGUAGUUGGGUGUGAUGACCAAAACCAGUGAGGUCAGCUCCGUCCUCCCCUGGUGACUGCAGCCUGAAUGAAUCAUUUUUUAAAAGGAUUCCAGUGGCCUGAGGCAAGUGUGCGCAUGCAAAGAACUGUGUCAUGAAAUGAAGACUACCAAAUCAGCAAAAGUUUUGAAACAUAAAUUUGGAGUCCAUAAGAAACCUUUGAUGCCUUCAGGCUGCGAAUACAUAAGCAUGUAUGUCGACCUGUGUGAAACUUCAAAAUGCUUGAAUGGAAGAUAUCAAAAGUUACUUUUCAUAUUUUAAAACUGAAGGGAAAUGAAUGCCUCAUUGUAUUUCAUUUGGCACAUAUCUCGUUGUUACAGACCUGGCUGUGAAAACUCACUUCUAUUAAAAUUAAUAACCCUGUUUAAAAGGAACGGAUACCA